UAUAAAUACACUUACAUGUCAUAAAGACAGAAAGGCUAAUACAGCUUUUAACUUUUUUCAGCGAGAUGCAUCUCACAACACUAAAGACAAUCGCCCAGCUCUCCAGAGAAUGCAAUAAUCCCUGUGCAAACGCUCCAAUGUUGCCUCACCACGGGAGGAAGUAAUACACUUUCAGAAAAGCUAAUUAUUAGCCUGAAACACACGGCGACCAUCGAGCUCCAGCAUAAAUGUGUUCCACUGCGCUGUUCUCCAUGACCACCACUGUCAAAUGAUCAAUGUACAGUACAUUUAGAGGAUUAGACAAAAUGAAUAGCAGCCAUCGAGAUAAUCUGCCAUGGCAAUUACAUCGGGUUUUGGUUCCUACUUUGGACGCAAUAGUCAUGGUGAUCGGGUUGGUGGGCCACUCUCUGGUCAUCUAUAUCCUGACCGGAUACAGGAGAAAAAACGGACUGCAGUCUUUUCAAGGGACAGAUAUGUUACUUUUGGCUUUGAGCGCCUCUGAUCUCCUGCUCCUCAUCUGCCUGCCCUUCCACACCGCUGCUAUAGCACUCGGCUACUGGCCCUUCAGCAGGUUGCUGUGCAAAGCCAUCAGUUUCCUGGGCGUGGCCUGCAGCUCGGCGAGCGUGUUGACACUAGCUGCAUUAGCUGUGACUCGCUACCUCAUUGUGGUGCACCCCACCUGGACAUUUCGUUUAAGAAUGCAGCGCUGGCUACGCUUUUCUGCGAUCCUUAUGUGGGUCCCGGCAAUCGCCCUGGCUGCACCUCAGUUUGCAUUCCGCACCGUGAGAUCCGCUCCAAUCUACUGCUUUGCCUUUCUAUCGAAUCUCAGUCAGGUGGUCUACUGCACCAUUUUGUUCCUGUUUGGCUUUGCUCUGCCCCUUAUUAUAAUCGUCAUCAUGUACGGCAAACUCUACAGAUUCCUACGGAGGACGCGGAUGCGAGGUGCUGCGCCACAGCUGGAACGCUACCAACGGCAGGUCACCCAGACGUCGGCUCUGUUGGUGUUGGUUUUUACCAUCUGCUGGCUGCCAUCCUACAUCCUCAUGUUCUUGCUGGCUUGUGGUGUGCAAAACAUACGGGUGGACUUCGCCAUCAUUGCCCGCUUGUUGGCCAGCUCCUCUGUCAUAGCCAAUCCGGUGCUUUAUGCUUUUAUGUCUCACAAGUUCCGGCAAAAGCUGUUGGUACUGGGACGAAUGCGCUGUGGAGGCUGUAAGUGUGUGCCAGGAAGAGCGAUAGUUCAGCCCUUCAACCCGGUGGAGCGGGACACUUUUCCCUAACCAUGCCAAUAAAUGAAGUACUGGAGAGACCAUCAGAGGCUUCAAAUAUAUUUAUGCUAUAAAAAACUAAAUCAAUGGGACUAAUGAUGUACUGAGAUAAAAUGUGGUUUGAAUCACAUUGAUUUGUUCUGCCAUAACUAAAGGGUCAGUAUUGUUCACCCAAAAAUGAAAAUGAUGUCAUC
Triplophysa rosa is the source of this 1459-nucleotide messenger RNA. RefSeq names its product delta-type opioid receptor-like. Lineage: Eukaryota; Metazoa; Chordata; Actinopteri; Cypriniformes; Nemacheilidae. The record is from RefSeq and is a predicted model, not a curated record. Gene Ontology annotation, biological process: immune response; G protein-coupled receptor signaling pathway. Gene Ontology annotation, molecular function: G protein-coupled receptor activity. Gene Ontology annotation, cellular component: membrane. The transcript has a single exon. Bases 276 to 1277 code for a protein of 333 amino acids.